Molecule: messenger RNA, 1380 nt
Organism: Colletotrichum lupini
Lineage: Eukaryota; Fungi; Ascomycota; Sordariomycetes; Glomerellales; Glomerellaceae
Exons: 1
Coding region: 1-1380 (459 amino acids)
Molecular function (GO): phosphatidylinositol binding
Source: RefSeq, a predicted model, not a curated record
AUGAGCACCGUCAAGUUGAGACUGUUUCCUAUUCUCUCUAUCAAACACAGCAGACAAGCAAACACUUGUAGUAGAUCAGAGCUUGCAGAACAAUACCCAGCACACCCGAUAUCACGAUAUCGACUUACACCACCACCCACCAACACCAUCAUGACACUCGCCACAGACUCCAAGCCCUCCCAGGCUCCCUCCCAAACCCACGAAGCCGAAGCGGACACCCACUCCCUCCACUCAACCCCCUCCUCCUCCUCAGCCCGCUCAACAACCUCCCGCCGCCUCACCCUAACCCGCACCCUCUCCUCCCUCCACCGAACCCGCACCAACAGCACCACGGCCACCGAAAGGGCUCCUCCCGCCGUAAAACCCCCCAACAAGGGCUUCGGCGCAAACCUCCACAAGAUAACGACAACAGCCGGCAUCCCCUUCAACAAAGCCGCAAACCUCGUCGGCGCAGAAGGCUGGUUCCCGCAAACCAUGCCCCGCGAGUGCGCAAAAGCAGCACGCAUCCUCCACGCCUUCACAGACCUCGGCCCCGAACCCCCCAAGGCCCAGGGUCCCCUCCACCCGCUCGGCAUCACCCGCCGCUCCAUGGUCACCAUCCCCCACCAGGUCCUCGCCCACUGCGCCGGCCUCGCCAUCUUCAACACCCUCCGCGCGGGGGCGUACAUGGGUUCCCUCGCCGCCGGCUCCGGUAUCGUCGUCGCGCGCAGACCGGACGGGACGUGGUCCCCCCCUUCGUCGUUUGUCGUGUCCACCCUCGGCGCGGGCUUCAUGUUCGGCCUCGACAUAUACGACUGCGUCCUCGUCCUCAACACCGCAGCCCAAGUCGCAGCCUUCACGCACCCGCGCGUCUCCCUAGGCACAGAAGCCUCCGUGGCAAUCGGGCCCGUCGGCACAGGCGGCGCAGUGGAAGCCGCGGUGUCAAAGACGGCGAGGCCAAUGUACAGCUACAUGAAGUCCCGCGGCCUCUGGGCGGGCGUGCAGAUCGACGGGACAAUCAUCCUCGCGAGACAAGACUGCAACGGCGUGGCCUACGCGGACCGCCGCAUCUCGGCCAAGAAGAUUCUGCAGACGCAGGCCGAGUGGCCCGAGGGGUCGAUGCCGCUUUGGCAGACACUAAUGGCGCUGGAGGGGCGGUAUACGAUGGAUCCUGCUAUUGCGAGGGAGGUGGCGAUGAUGGGGCCGCCGGGGGAUACUACGCCGCCGCCGCCGCCGAUGGAGGAUGAUGUGCCUGCGCCGGCGUAUACGCCUUCCAUUGCGUCGCAGUUGAAUUUGAACACUUAUGGUGGUGGAGAGGAGGGGAUCACGAACGCGCCCAAGGAUGUUGAAGAGGAGCCUGUCUUGGAUGAAAAGGAGAGGCUUAGGCGGGCGGGAUACUAA